AUGCCUCCCAACGCUCCGCUUUCGACGCCAGUCCCUCCACAGUACCGACGCAAUCUGUAUAAGCGGGAAAUACGUCUAGCUCUUAUUUAUAAUGGUAAAUGGCAAGACCCAAUCUCAUGUGUUUUCAAGUACGCAAUGAUCGAGAGCAAUGAACCACAAUCUUAUUCAGCACUCUCGUACGUUUGGGGAUCAUCCCGGGCUACGGAGACUAUUCAAAUCGAUGGACAUGACCAUGAUAUCAGCAUUAAUCUCGCUUGUGCUAUUCGUCAUCUGAGGGACGAGAGGAAUUCUGUUCUCAUUUGGAUUGAUGCAUUGUGUAUCAACCAAUGCGAUAUCGGUGAAAGAAGUUCCCAAGUUGCCAUGAUGCGUGAUAUUUACGCAUCUGCACAACACGUAACUGUGUUUUUGGGUCAUGGCUCUUACCAUAGGAUCCCUAAGAACUAUGUAACGGACCGCUUGCUCGCUCCCGUAAAAUUCUCAAACGACCAUCGGGAUGACUCUCUGAUCACUCAGUUUCACAACUCUUGGGAGACGAUGUGCAGGCGCGCAGAGUGGUAUUCGUUUUGCACUAUCUGCGUCAUACGAGCCCUAUCAGACAUUGAUCGAUACAGCGCAACGAUUAAGUGUAUUGCGGAUGGAAAGCCUUCGUCUCGGCUAAAGCUUUUUGAGCUUGUUCGACGAUUCAUCAACAGUCAAUGGUGGCAGCGUGUGUGGGUUAUUCAAGAGGCCACAGUUACGUCUCAAAUAUUUGUUCAAUAUGGCAAUGUCAAAGUGCCAUGGGAAGUGCUUACGCGCUCUGCAAAUAUAUGUGAUAGCCUUGGCUGGGGUCGGCAGGAUACAGGAUCAGAGCUUUUCCUAGGCAUCGAAAGAGAGCACGCCAAAGUCCUGCCAGUGCUUUCAAAGCAAAUAUUUGAGAUCGAACGACUACGUAUGGAGUGGGAUGACGGCAAAGCAACGACCCUUUUGUCGCUUUUACAAGAUUUCUCAAGUCGUAGGGCCACCGAUGACCGAGAUAAAGUAUUUGCUCUACUCGGCCUCGCGAGGGAUAUCAAAACGAUCAUGCCAAAUUAUUCACUGAACACAGUCCAAAUCUAUCGAGACACCAUCAUUAAUCUCAUCAAACACAGUGGCUCGCUGACAGCCCUUUCCGGGGAUAUGAAAAGGAAAAACAGUGGCGGUAUUCCAUCCUGGAUUCCCGAUUGGAGUGUUGCAAUGGAAGAGCCAGAUCGUCGGCGCAUGCAACUUGAUGGAUUGUACAAGAAUUUCCCGGAUUGGCGGAUCGCAUUGAUCGACCGCGAAUUUGACUACUGGGUGGCUGUGACAAUGGAUAUGCAUAGCCUCUACAGAGAGAUAGAAAGCGGCAAAAGAAGACCGAUCCCAAAGGACAUUGUUGAUGGCCUAAUUUCCUACGAGAGGAUUCUGACAAAAAUCUACAAGUCAGAGCCGAUAGAUAUCGAAAUUCUCGAUUGGCCAAAGAUACGGGCCAUCAAUCAGUGUGAAUCACUCUACAGGCAAUUUCAGCACGAUAGCUGGACCUUCUGGUGCAGUAUAUCAAUUGAGACAGUUAUCGAAGCACACCUAUCCCUACCACUGGCACUAUCUUUUGGAGAGGGGUACAGACUGGAUAUUCUCAGGUGCUGCUCGAUGAUAUACUGUAGAAGGGCCCUUGACUUUUGGCUGAAAAGAGUGCAGUAUCUUGAAAUAGAGCGGUACGAAACAAGUCCCUUACUGAUAUCCGACGAAGAGAAAGAAGAGAUUGUGGCAGAGCAUUGUGAGCAUCCCACCAUCGAGAUUCUCACAUCUAGGGAUGCUGCUCGGAAGUGGGUUGAAAACAUGCGCAGAAAGUUUUAUACAAUGGCAGGACACAUCACAGACCAGGCUUCGUCGUCAAUAAAGUUGGAAGCAACUGAUGCAACUGUCGCCCUGGAGAAAGACCGCAUUUUGGAUGUGUCCAUGACAUUUGGUUAUGAUCAGCAAACACCUGCCAAUGGGGGGCUGCUAACUCAAUUGUCUCGUCUAAUGCGUGUGGCUUCAGGAGUUCUGAGCCUCUGGACAGUGUCUGAUGGUGCAUUUGAAGCAGUGCAGCACGCCAAAGACGCCUGCAAAGAUGCCUGCAAAGACCUUAUAAAUUUACAUCGCAACAAGAAUAUCAGCACCACCGAUCAUGACUAUGUGGCGCUGUUUUCAAAGGCUGUUGUUUUCAUGGGCCCAGCGACAUGGAUGCGACAUCUGAGAGAUGAUGGUGAUGGCCAACCAAAAGUAUCUCUCUACGAAGAACACUUUGUGAACUUCAGGAGGGAGAAGAAAGAUGAAGUAUCCAGAGAAGGCGAAGAUGCAUUGCCUAUAAGCUCAAAGUUCAUUGAUAUUGUCGACCAGUGUACUGAGAGGCUGCUCACCUGGGUUGAUCCGGCCUCUCGCAUUUUUACGAUCAGUCAGUGGGUGGUAGUUGCGCAGAAGCUAACAGAGCCAGAUUUUGCUGUGAGUUUUGUUAGAGCUCUUGUUGGGGACAUAUAUGAGGAGUCACCUGGCAAGUUUCGCCGGCUUGGUCAACCUGAAAUCAGACUAGUGCAGAAGUGGUUUUUGUCAUACCUACUACCCCAGCUUUGUGAUAUGAAUCCAGAGGUGCAUGGCGAGCUUUGGAGAAAGCUUUUGUCUGAAGGAGUUGUGUUCGAUGCGGAUUUGGAUGACAUGAAGCUAUUCGAUACCGAGAUGAGGCUUACCACUGAAGGGAGGGUGUUUUUCAUUACAGGAGACCACAGGAUGGGGUUUGGACCAGCAUCAAUGGUAGUGGGGGAUGAGAUAAGACUUCUGCCAGGUGGUAACAGUCCGUUUGUGUUACGGCCGGUUGGUAGGAUCGGAAUCAAUUCACAGCCUUCAUAUGAAGUUAUUGGAGAUUGCUUCUUUCUGUUGGACUCCGAGGAAAAGGAUAAUGGCGAGGAUGGUCUAUUGCAAGGAUGUCUUCCUAUGGAGAUCCUGAGUGAGCUUCUUCCAACAGGUUAUAGGUCUAAUGAUAUUCUCUUAUUUUAA
This is a messenger RNA of Fusarium subglutinans, 3027 nucleotides long. RefSeq names its product heterokaryon incompatibility (het-6OR allele). The coding region runs from base 1 to 3027 and encodes 1008 amino acids. Lineage: Eukaryota; Fungi; Ascomycota; Sordariomycetes; Hypocreales; Nectriaceae. The transcript has 2 exons. The record is from RefSeq and is a predicted model, not a curated record.